UCACAUCGAGCGAUACUACAGUCAGCCGCUAGAGGGCGCUAAAGGUUGUGUUAUAAAGGUAAUCAUCCUGUUGUCCUCGAUGAAUUUGAUCCCCUUUGUGUAAAUUAUGUGGAAGUUUAAGUCUUUUGUAAGAAGCGCAGUUUUGUAAUACAAAGUCCACAGUGUUUUCUACAUGCAUAAAGUCCCCGCUUUAAAACGAGACAGUAACUACGACACUAUAGUCCUGUUUCGAGAUUCGCGUAUUCAUUCCUUAAACUCAAACUCUGGUGACGAGGAAGAAUGUCCCUGAGCGCCGUUCCGUCCAGCAGGAUCCCUGCGAUGAGCGCCCCACUCUCGGUCCGCACGGAGCCCCUGGGGCGCAGUGUGAUCCGGGGGGACCCCUACACUGUGUGGGUGCUGAAGGAGGGAUACUGCGUCAGCGAGGCGGACGGGAGCUGCCGGGCCGACGGCUCCAUCACCCUGCUCACUGGGCCCCUGGUCGUCCUGGUGGACACGGGGGGCCCCUGGGACCGGCAGCUGCUGCUGGACCGGCUGGCGGAGAGGGGGGUGCAGCCGGGGGACGUGAGCCACGUGAUCUGCACCCAUGGCCACUCUGACCACGUGGGCAACCUGAACCUGUUCCCAGGGGCCACGCUGGCCGUGGCCUGCGACGUGAGCCAGGGAGACCGCUACCUGAGCCACGGGCUGGGGGAGGGCCGGCCGCUGGCCCUGGACCCCCACGUGGAGGUGCUGCCCACGCCGGGCCACGCCGGCAGGGACACCAGCGUGCUGGUGAGGGGCUGCGAGGGGGGGCUCGUGCUGGUGGCGGGGGAUCUGUUCGAGAGUGAGGGAGACGAGGAAUCCUGGAGGGGGCUGAGCCAGGACCCUGCCAUGCAGGAGAGGAGCAGACAGGGGGCGCUGGAGAUCGCAGACAUCAUCAUUCCAGGACACGGGCCCCCCUUCAGGGUCUACAGAGACACGGCAGCACCCCCCAAAUAAUGAGGGGGGUUACCUGAGUAAUGUACGGAGACAGUGAGACCCGGACUGGCUCGCACUGCUCUGUAAUGGGAAAGUCGUCUUCAUGUUAUUAUGUUUCUCUCAGAAUCCCGUGUCGGCACUGCUGAAGGACAUGUUGUUGCUGUAGAGUUUGAUAAGGUUUACUGCUUCGCAGAGAGAUCGUGUAAAGUGCAUUAAUACCUUGACGUGAUUAAAUGUCGAAACUUUUAUUUACCUGAA
Molecule: messenger RNA, 1215 nt
Organism: Acipenser ruthenus (sterlet)
Lineage: Eukaryota; Metazoa; Chordata; Actinopteri; Acipenseriformes; Acipenseridae
Product: metallo-beta-lactamase domain-containing protein 1
Exons: 2
Coding region: 280-978 (232 amino acids)
Source: RefSeq, a predicted model, not a curated record